AUGUUUUUAAUUAAAUACACUGAAACUUUAGAUCAUGAUAUUGAUGAUAUUGAUACAAUUAUCAGUUUAUAUUAGACUCAUGAAAGAUUGAUUACAGAAAAUCUAAUUAAAAUAGUACUUCCUUCUCUUAAAAAAAUUGAAUUUUUUGAGAAACAUAGACCUUAAGAAAUUUCUUUGGAAGAUUUCAUUCGAAAAGCUAUUCCAUACUUUAGAUAUGAAGAAUAUUCUUUUGGAGAAAUUCUAUACAAUAUUGGAGAUGAAAAAUAAAAAUUAUAUAUUGUUUUGGAAGGAUCUGCAAUGGAGUUUAUUCCUAUUAAAAAAUAGAAUCUAAUUGUUUCAUUAUGCAACACACCAACAAACUAAAAAAGUAAAAGAGCUGCCCGUUAAAUUGAAAUUUGGGAACUUGUUAUGAGAAUCUAAUAUCAUAAUCCUCUAUAUUGGAAAGGCGGUUAAGUAUAAUUUCAAUAGGUAAAUCUAUGAAUCUUUAAUCUUAGAAUGAAACUUAUAAAGUAGGAUAAUAUUUUGGAGACUUAUCUAAUGAAGAAAAUGCAAAGGAAUCUGUUAUUGCCAGUAGUUAAUUAUUAUGUAUUUCAAUUAAAAAGGCCGACUAUAAAUUAUUAUUUGGAAGGGAAUUAGCAUAAACUAGAAAAAAUUUAGAUUUCUUUAAAAAUUUAUUUCACAAUAUUAGUGAAAACAAAUUGCUGUAAUUUAUUAAUUUUACAAAACUAAUAACCUUUGAACCUAAAUAACAAUUAUGGUAAAAAGGAGAUGAACCAAAAUUUAUGAUUUUUGUUAUUGAAGGUGUUAUUGAAACUUAUCAUUAUGAAAAUAUCAAUAUUGGUAAAUCAUUAUUAAGAAGAUCCAAAAUAUCAAUAAGAUCAUAAUCAACUGGAUGUUUAGUUGGAGCUGAAGAAAUAAUUUCAAAAUCUUAAACUCGUGAAUAUUAUUGUUAAUGUAUAAGUAAAACAGAAGCAUUUCUUAUCAAACAAGAAUAAAUUGCUGUUCUUAUGUAAAAAUUUUCUGAAAUUUUUCGAUAAAUGAAUUUGAUAUUAUCUAAAAACAUUUAAUUAACAACUGAAAGAUAGAAAGAGAUUUUAAAAAAUAAUAACUCUAAAACUAUUAGAGGAUCCUCAUUGUAAAACACUUAAACCGAUCUCUAAACAACUGAUAAUUAUUAGACAGAUAAUUAUUAUUGUCCAAAAAAAAAAUUAAGAUAAGAUUAAGUAAGAUCUUCUCUUAAAACAGCUUUAAAUCUAAAGGAUAUUGUUAAAGAAAAUUAAUCGAAAUCUCAAACUAAUUUAAAUAUCAUAAAUACUAUUUAUCCCAUAGAAAAUUAAGAUCAUUAUGAAAUUAUGUUAAGGUUCUAAUCCAAUAAUACAACUUAGAAUCAAAAUAUUCAAACUUAAAGAUCCGGAUAAUUUUCUAAUUAUUUAGAAAAAAUUAAAAAAAAAAUUUAUACUAAAAAGUUCAAUAUUCAUAAAAAGUUUAUUUUUUCUCCAUAAAUUUAAGUUUCUAAAAUUACUUGUCCUGAUUAGAAUUUAUAACCCAUAACUCCAUUGCCAUUAGACAAUGCAAUUUUAAGAAAAAAACUUCAAUCAAGAGGAUUUGAAAGUGGCUCCAACAAUAAAUCAACAACGACAUAAAUCUUUAGUGCACGAUAAUCUUAAAUAGAUUUUGAACCUCACCAAAUUGAUGACACCAAAAGUUGUGCUUAAUUCUAAAAUUUUUUUUAAAUCACUAAACCUUUGUUUUUUAUAAAAUAAAGGGAGAAUCGAUUGUUAUCCUAAUAAACAGAUAGAAAGUGA
This is a messenger RNA of Paramecium sonneborni, 1805 nucleotides long. The record is from the annotation of a GenBank genome assembly. NCBI's taxonomy places the organism in Eukaryota, Ciliophora, Oligohymenophorea, Peniculida, Parameciidae.